Molecule: messenger RNA, 1470 nt
Organism: Penicillium malachiteum
Lineage: Eukaryota; Fungi; Ascomycota; Eurotiomycetes; Eurotiales; Aspergillaceae
Product: glycoside hydrolase superfamily
Exons: 1
Coding region: 1-1470 (489 amino acids)
Molecular function (GO): hydrolase activity, hydrolyzing O-glycosyl compounds
Source: RefSeq, a predicted model, not a curated record
AUGCCCGGCAUGUUCUCGCGCCUUAGAGCCCCGGUGGCUCUCUUCUGGGCACUCAGCCUACCCUCUACCCAGGCGGACCAAACAACAACCAUCACAACGGACCUCUACCCUGAAACCUGGGGUGGCUGGGGCGUAUCAUUAGCCUGGUGGGCCAAUAUAUUCGGAUAUCGAGAAGACCUAGCAGAUAUUGUCUUCACCAGAGACUCGACCUAUUGGAGUCCCGGCGAUGAGACCUUACCUGGUCUAGGCCUGAAUAUCUUGCGAUAUAAUGCCGGUGCUUGCUCGUGGAACACCAUCAACGGUACUAUCUCGAUGGUGGCAUCGUCUAAUAUUCCAAAGGCAAAGCAGAUGGAGGGAUACUGGAUAGAUGAUUCGAGCACGGAUCCCAGCUCGUCGAGCUGGAACUGGACUGUCGAUGCUAAUCAGCGUACCAUGAUGCUCAAUGCUCAGGCAAGAGGCGCUGAUACUUUCGAACUGUUCUCUAAUUCUCCGAUGUGGUGGCAACUCGAUAAUCUCAAUCCUAGUGGUGCUUCCGAUGGAGGAAGUAACUUGCCUACUUCUCAGUAUACAAAUCAUGCGAUAUACCUAUCGACGAUUGCUCAGUAUGCCCAGGAGAACUGGGGUCUUACUUUCACCUCUAUUGAGGCAUUUAAUGAACCUGCUUCGGAUUGGUGGGUCUCAACAGGUACUCAGGAGGGCUGUCAUUUUGAUGCGUCAUCUCAAGCAUCACUCAUCCCAAUUCUGUAUAAAGAAAUGCAAGCGCGAGGCCUGGACCAAACAAUCAUCGCGUCAUCGGACGAAAAUACCUUCGAACUAACACUGGAAGGCUGGGACACCAUUACCGAAACCACAGAGAAGGCAUAUGUCGGUCGUGUAAACUCUCACGGCUAUGAGGGUCUGAGUGGUCCACGAUCCAAACUCCGAGCAGCCGCGACAAGUGCGGGACAACUUCUCUGGGAUAGUGAAUAUGGAGAUAGUGACUCAACAGGCGCAACAGCCGUGCAACUCAUCAUGACAGAUAUCAGACUCUUACAGCCAAAUGCUUGGGUUCACUGGCAAGUUAUUGACUCCUCAGACUGGGGUCUCAUCAAUGGCGAUAUUACAUCCGAUACUCUUGACGGUGCUACAACGAAAUACUACAUGCUGGCUCAGUUCAGUCGGCAUAUUCGGUCUGGGAUGCGCAUUUUGAACAGUACCUCGAGCAAUGUUAUUCCGGCUAUCAAUCAAGAUAAUGCUACACUGGUUAUUGUUGUGGCUAAUUGGGAUGAGGAUCAGACGUUUACUUUUGAUUUGUCGGCUUUCUCACAGGUUCCAGAUGAUGGGACGGCGAUUAGUAGUUGGUUGACUGAUACAAGUGGAGAGAAGCUUUAUGCCAGUGAUGAUAGUGUGACUAUUGAGAACUCAGCUAUCUCGCUCUCGAUUGCGAACUCGACUGUGCAGACUUUUGAGAUUUACGGAGUGGCUAUCUAG